AUGUAUAGCCGAGACUCCAACAUCAUGCGCAAGCUGCUGGGUAGGACAGCGCCCGACACAUCUGCCGUCGACGCCUCCCACUCCGCCGCCUCGAUCCCGCCCCCCGUUGCAUACCGACCGCAGAGGGCUCAGGAUGCCGUGUAUGCCGCCGGGGUGCCCAUCUCACAGCUUGAUGUAUCGCCGGACCGGAGGAGCGUGGCCCUGGGUGGCCCGCAUGUGCUCAAGACGAUCGUCAUGGAUCACCACGACGAUCCUGAGGGUGACGGGCCAGGCGGAGGCGGCGGCUCCCGGACCUUCGCACCCAUCGAAGGUGUCGACAUCCGCGCCUCCAUCAUGAUGCAGCCGUCCGUUGGGCCCAAGGCGAACUCGGUGGCCGACCAGCUCAACAUCCGCGACGUGAAAUGGCACGGGAACAGCACGGUCUUCACGGCCUGUGCCAGCGGUCGCAUAUUUGCCUACGACAUCGCCCGUCUGGGGACCGGCAGCACCGACGGCGGCUACGAGAAUGUACACAUACAGGAGGAUUCCAGGCAGGUCAACACGCUCGACGUGAACCCCCAUCUGCAGAGCUGGCUGCUGUCGGGCGGCCAGGACGGCUUCGCGCGCAUCUUCGACACGGCCAACCCGGUCCACACACGCCAGGGCUUCGUCACGUUCCGUCAGCGCUUCGCAGGCCUGCGAUGCAUCGACCCCAUACGCCACGUCAAGUGGUCUCCGCGCGUCGGCCACGAGAUGGCAGCCUGCACGGAUGGCGGCGUCGUGCUCAAGUGGGAUGUCCGGCAACCCUCCAAGCCGCUUCUCCGCAUCAACGCCCACGAGAAGGCGUGCACCGGUAUUGCCUGGCACCCGGAUGGCGUACAUCUGGUCAGUGCCGGCUUCGACUCCAGGCUGCACGUCUGGGACAUGGGCAGCUCGGCCGACCGCCGCCAGAAACCAAAGUGGACCGUCAACACGCCCGCGCCCGUCGCCGCCGUCUCCUGGAGACCCAGCAUGUGGUCGGCCACGGCCCAGGCUAGGCGUGUCGCACAGGUGGCUGCCAGCUACGACGAUAGCAGUACCCGACGCUAUGGGACGUCGGCCGUGCACAUCUGGGAUCUGGCCCGCCCGACUAUGCCCUACAAGGAGAUCGAGCGCUUCGACAGCUCGCCCAGCGCCCUCUCGUGGCAGGAUCAAGAUAUCCUCUGGACCGUCGGUCAGGAUGGCAUGUUCAACCAGUGUGAUGUGGCGUAUGCACCACGUGCGGUCGACCGCCAACCCACCUCUGCUCUCGACUUCUCCUCUCGCGGCGACGUUGUCAUGUUCCUCGACGAGAGACCGCAGCAGCCGAGGCUUCAGCCGUCCUCGACGGCCGCCAUGACAAAGGCAUCAUCAUUCGCCUCCGAUUCCCACACUCCCAUGCUCAGUCUCAGCCGGAGCGACUCGGAGGAAGAUGUCGUCGGCAGCUUCCUCGCACCACGCAGGAGGAUGCACCGCAAGAGCCGGCCUAGCGGCAGGGCGUCUGCAACGCCGCCGUCCUCUUCUAGCGUCGCCAGAGGCAAGAACACGCUAAACCUAGAGCAGUCCAUAAAGGCAACGGGCACCUUCAAACCCCAGCAGGCCAUGGCGUCUGGCCACAUUCCAGCUGCCAGUUCGGUUGCCGUCUACCAGUACCUAUCGAGUGUCUACCUCGAGACUCUACAGCGGGAGCUUCCCAGGGAUCCAUCGGGUCUCAACGGCUCUCUGCUUGAUCGUAUCGUCUACAUCAUGGAGCAGUACGCGAGAGCCGCCGAAGGAGCAAGCCUUUUCAGGCUGGCACAAACAUGGCGUAUUUUGAGCUUCACCAUGACGCUCCUCCUCAAACGACGUGCACAGUAUCACCUGGAGACCCGCCUGUCUCGAUAUCAGCGCAUCAAGCAUGACACAGGGCGGACCCCCAGAAAAGAAAGCUACGGGGCCGCUACACAAGACAACUCGACAAGGCUGAACAGGAGUCAUGGUCCUGACCGAUUGUCUGCGGCAGCAUCCGACUUGGACAGCACAUCCAACGUUGCCACGCCCCUUGCUCGGCCGGUCGAUAGCUCUACAGCGGCAUACCGGGCUACAUCAGGCAAGAUGCUGACGCCCAUUGCCGAACCCGAGUCCUUCAGUUUGGGACCCAACGUGCAGGAGCCAUUCUCGUCCAACGGCGAAAGGUCGAGACCUCGCCAAUGGCUAAACUUCAACGCCAUCUCCCUCGCCAGCGAAGACAGCGACAGGUCCAAGCUGUCCAUCACGGAAGGAUACGAUUUCUACGACAUGGAGGCUCUAUCGUACGCCGUCGGUCUUCCGAUAGGCCCAGGCGAAGGCGGGGGUAGGGUGCAGAGGCACGAUUCGACCGACAGCUACGGACAGGUGUUUUCUAUAUCCGAAGGAUCGCGGGUGGCGGGAAGCCCCAAACGACACCCCAGUCUCCAGCAGAGCAACACCGUGGGUAGCGACGGGAGUGACUACCACAGCCGUAUCCGCGGAGAAGAACUGGCCGAGCCGCGCCGCAACAGCAAAGCACACGCCGUGUCUGACUCACCCGAUGACGUCUUCAUGAUAUCGCAGGCCACCAUGCGAUCGGGCGACUACGCAUCAUACCCUUCGCAACCGUCAUACCCUUCCCAAGACUCGGAGAGCCAGCUAAACCAGUCAGCAGCAGUCGGCACGACUACCAAACCGCCCCCCACCAUACCACCACGCCACCCGCAUCAGAAGAGCCCCCAGAUGCCCCCCGAAUACUGCGAACCGUCGUCCACCUUGAUCGAUUCGGAUUACCUCCCGUGGCCCGACGACCCAGAAUACCCGCACCCGCUAACGACGUCCGGCUUCAAGGCGUCUUCGAUUCCGCCGCUCGACCCGUACAGGCUGCUCGCGCGGACUCUAGAGUUCGAAUCGCGCACGUCUGCCCUCAACGCGUCAGCCAUGGUUCUACUGCUCCGCCCGCUCGUCGCCGAGUCCGUCAUCGACACCUUCCAGGCCACGGCCAUCCUGCGUCAGCAGCACUCGCGCCUCUCACGCAUGGGCCUCUUCACCGAGGCCGCGCUGAUGCGCAAGCUGUGCGUGCGCGGAUGGCCAGCAGGUCUCCCCUCGUGGGGCGACAACUACCCCGUCAUCUUUGCCGCCGCACAGCGUGACGUGCGCGUCUCGCUGGCGUGCUCAUCGUGCCACCGCCCGCGGGAGGUUGACCCUUCCGACCCGGCCGCGUCGGUGUGGGUAUGCGAGCGGUGCCGAGCCGUCAUGGCUCCCUGCGCCGUGUGUGGCCACCGCGACGCACAAGAAUCCUCGUUUGACCCGAUCGACAGCUCGUCCUCCUCCGAGAUUGACAAGGGCGGACCCCCCCUCCUCUCGGGGUGGUGGUACUGCCCCGGCUGCACGCACGGGGGCCACGCAUCCUGUCUAGAGACGUGGCAUGCGUCCGACGCCACGUCCGACACCCCCGCCAAGUUCAGCGAAGGCUGCUGUCCGUCCGACGGGUGCGGCCACGCCUGUCUGCCCGGGAAAUAUCGCGGUGAGACGACGACGGCGCGGUCUGAGGACCUGGCCCGUGCCGCAAGCGACAGGUUCUCGACCACACGGUCGGGGAGCGGCGCCGCCAGCCCGCGACCGGGAAGCAGCAUCGUGAGCUCCGACGGUUUCGAAGUGCCGCAGAGCAGGGCCGUCGGCGUCGCCAGGGAAGCCCUCAACAACAGCGCCAACAGCAUCAACAAUAGCGGUGCAGGCGGCAGUUCAAGCAGCGCAGGUAUCCUGAGUACCAGUCCUGGCAGGCCGGGGCCAGGAAUGGGCGAACGUGAGAGGAGGAAGAGCGUCAAAUUUGCUAGACCGGAUCGGUGA
Geosmithia morbida is the source of this 3834-nucleotide messenger RNA. RefSeq lists its product as uncharacterized. The transcript has a single exon. The coding region runs from base 1 to 3834 and encodes 1277 amino acids. The record is from RefSeq and is a predicted model, not a curated record. Lineage: Eukaryota; Fungi; Ascomycota; Sordariomycetes; Hypocreales; Bionectriaceae. Gene Ontology annotation, biological process: positive regulation of TOR signaling. Gene Ontology annotation, molecular function: protein binding.